GGGGCUGCGGGGCGGCCCGCGCCGGCAGGCGCUGCUGCUGCUGCUGCGCAGGGCUGCGACAAGAUGGCGGCCAACGCCACCACCAACCCCUCUCAGCUGCUGCCGCUCGAACUUGUGGACAAAUGCAUAGGUUCACGCAUUCAUAUUGUGAUGAAGAGCGAUAAAGAAAUUGUUGGAACGCUUCUAGGAUUUGAUGACUUUGUCAAUAUGGUGUUAGAGGACGUUACAGAAUUUGAGAUUACACCUGAGGGCAGAAGAAUCACAAAGCUGGACCAGAUUUUGCUAAAUGGAAAUAACAUAACCAUGCUGGUUCCUGGAGGAGAAGGACCUGAAGUAUAAAUUGAACAGUUGUCAUCCGUGAAGACGUGUUUUUUAUAUGUAUAAUCUGAAUAGAGCUUUUGGGGUAUGGAUCUGGGUGGGUUUUGGUGUGGGUUGGGUUUUUUGUUUUUCUUCUUUGUUCACAUGCUCUUUGAGGUUGACAUUUGAUAGAAGACAAGGAUUUCCUCUCCAGGAAAUGUGUGUUAAUGAUAAUGCCAACUUUGUAAGUUGAAAUCAUGACCUGUGAAGACGUACUCAUCUGUUCUGAAUAAAAGGCUUUGUUUUUGUUACUGUGUUCUGUUA
Molecule: messenger RNA, 621 nt
Organism: Apus apus (common swift)
Lineage: Eukaryota; Metazoa; Chordata; Aves; Apodiformes; Apodidae
Gene: LSM5
Product: LSM5 homolog, U6 small nuclear RNA and mRNA degradation associated
Exons: 5
Coding region: 64-339 (91 amino acids)
Biological process (GO): mRNA splicing, via spliceosome
Cellular component (GO): Lsm1-7-Pat1 complex; U6 snRNP; U4/U6 x U5 tri-snRNP complex
Molecular function (GO): RNA binding
Source: RefSeq, a predicted model, not a curated record